CAGAGCACACUGACCGCUGCUGUUCAUAGCGCACUAGACCUGCUCAUCAAGAUGGACGUGAAGAUCCUCAGUGUGUUUCUGCUGCUGCUGACUCAAGUUUUCAUUGGCAUAAACACACAGGGGGAGUUAGAGAUGCCAUGGCCUUAUGACAAUGAUGACGAGGUGAGUGUGAAGCAAGUGGUGGAGAAUCAAACGCCGACAGGCUGUAACUGUGACUGUCAGGAGCCGCGACCCACCGCAACUCCAGCCACCUGGACCUCCAUCAGCACCACGCCAUCCACACACAGCCCCUAUCUGGACUGCAUGUCGGAGUGUCCCUACCACAAGCCACUGGGGUUUGAGUCCGGGUCAGUGAUGGCGGAGCAGCUUACCUGUUCAAACCAGGAUCAGUACGUGGGCUGGUUCUCCUCAUGGACCCCAAAUAAAGCUCGACUGAACAGUCAAGGGUUUGGCUGUGCUUGGCUGUCCAAAUUCCAGGACACGAAUCAGUGGCUUCAGAUCGACCUCCAGGAGGUGCGGGUGGUCUCGGGUAUCCUGGCUCAGGGCCGCUGUGAUGCUGACGAAUGGACAACGAAAUACAGCCUGCAGUACCGAACCCAAGAAAACCUCAACUGGAUCUAUUACAAAGACCAGACCGGGAAUAACAGGGUGUUUUAUGGAAACACGGACCGAUCCUCCACGGUCCAGAACCUGCUGCGUCCGCCCAUCGUAGCGCGGUACCUGCGGAUCCUGCCUCUGGGCUGGCACACGCGCAUCGCCCUACGCCUGGAGCUGCUCAUGUGCAUGAACAAAUGCGUCACGGGUUAAGAACAGCUUUAGGUACUACAGUAAAAUAUGUGACCCUGUCUGUGAAAUCCAGGCUAAAUUCUCAAAAUCUAAUUUUGAGAUAAC
Messenger RNA from Sinocyclocheilus anshuiensis, 891 nucleotides. It is a transcript of the gene rs1b, whose product is annotated as retinoschisin 1b. The coding region runs from base 52 to 807 and encodes 251 amino acids. The transcript is spliced from 6 exons. Lineage: Eukaryota; Metazoa; Chordata; Actinopteri; Cypriniformes; Cyprinidae. Gene Ontology annotation, molecular function: signaling receptor activity. Gene Ontology annotation, cellular component: plasma membrane. The record is from RefSeq and is a predicted model, not a curated record.